This is a messenger RNA of Megalops cyprinoides (Indo-Pacific tarpon), 954 nucleotides long. RefSeq names its product orthopedia homeobox a (gene otpa). Gene Ontology annotation, biological process: regulation of DNA-templated transcription; neuron differentiation. Gene Ontology annotation, molecular function: DNA-binding transcription factor activity, RNA polymerase II-specific; DNA binding. Bases 1 to 954 code for a protein of 317 amino acids. The transcript has 3 exons. The record is from RefSeq and is a predicted model, not a curated record. Lineage: Eukaryota; Metazoa; Chordata; Actinopteri; Elopiformes; Megalopidae.
AUGCUAUCGCACGCCGACCUCCUGGAUGCUCGCCUCGGGAUGAAGGAUGCCGCGGCGGAGCUACUAGGGCACAGGGAGGCAUUGAAGUGUAGACUGGGAGCCGGCGGAUCGGACCCAGGGCAUUCUGGCGAUCUAGCCCCGGGUUCCGACGCUGUUGAAGGGGCCACUCUUCUACCAGGAGACGAUAUCAACAAUGCUGGAUCCAAUGCUCCUGGCGUGCAGGUCAACACGAAAGACCAGGAAAAACAACAGCAGCAGAAUCCCAACCAGUCGAGUGGGCAACAAAGCCAGAAACAGAAGCGGCACCGGACCCGUUUUACUCCGGCCCAGUUAAACGAAUUGGAGAGAAGCUUUGCUAAAACCCAUUACCCAGAUAUCUUCAUGAGGGAAGAACUGGCUCUGAGGAUCGGUCUAACAGAAUCACGUGUGCAGGUCUGGUUUCAGAACCGACGUGCCAAAUGGAAGAAGCGCAAGAAGACCACUAACGUCUUCCGAGCCCCGGGUACGCUCCUGCCUACUCAUCACGGCCUGCCACAGUUCCCCUCCGCCGCCGCAGCCGCAGCCGCCAUGGGCGACAGUCUCUGCUCUUUUCAUGCCAACGAUACCCGCUGGGCCGCGGCAGGGAUGCCCGGCGUUUCGCAGCUGCAACUGCCGCCCGCUUUAGGCCGGCAGCAGGCUAUGGCCCAGUCGCUGUCCCAGUGCAGCCUUGGAGCUGGGCCACCUCCCAACUCGAUGAGCCUUUCCAACAUGUCCUCUAACGGCUCCGGGCUCCAGUCACACCUCUACCAGCCCACUUUUCCUGGUAUGGUGCCCGCAUCCCUCUCCGGUCCAACUAACGUGACCGGCUCACCCCAGCUCUGUAGUUCUCCGGACAGUGACGUCUGGAGAGGGACCAGCAUCGCCUCACUGCGCCGCAAAGCGCUGGAGCACACAGUCUCCAUGAGUUUCACCUAA